AUGGUGAGCACGCAAUUCGCCAAUCCAAGGAGCAUUGGGCUGGUUCUCCUCCUUGCUGUAGUGAUGGUGGCAACCUUUGCAUUCUAUGCAUUCUUUGCAAGAGAAGUGACUCACUGGAUAGAAGGCGAGCACCAUUGGUUUCACGACUACGAACCAUGGUCUCUCGUCGGAUUUGUAAUCACAUUCCUUUUCGCCACCGCAAUGUUUCUUCCUGCUCAGCCGUUUGUGGUCGCCACGGGUUAUUUGUUUGGGUUUCACUUCUUAACUGUCAUCUUCUUGUUCAGCAUCUACACUCUUGCGGCGUUCUUGAUGUUCAAUGGCGCUAGAUAUUGGUUUCGUCCUGCUGUAGAACAAUGGCUCCGAGAGCACAGGCUUGUGGAAGGAAUGGCCCAGUACGUGAAGGAUCCAAAGGAGGGAGCGAAAGUGAAUCUCUUGUUCUCCUUCACCCCUCUUGCGUUCUGUCUUCACUGCUACGCUAUGGGGAUCACCGAGAUCAAUGAGCACGUUUUUCUUGUUACAUUUUUGAUCGGACAAUCCCCUCACAUAUUCUUUGGAGUUUUGACUGGCUCAGCUCUAUUGGCGGCAGAGACCAACAGCCUUGCUCUUGACUGGUUCAAGAUCGCUAUGCUGUCAGCGGGCAUUUUGGGUACGUUCGUCGCCGUCAUCUACCUGGGCACCAUUGCGCAGGAGGUCUUGGAGCAGAUGGACGAAGGGAUCAGCAAUGAUCGCCUGCUGGUUGGGCCCAAGCAGACCAGUCGCUUGUGCGGUGUCGGUCUGACGUUUGAGGAGAGCGAGGACCGAUCGCUGGUGGUGAGAGCCAUCGCUCCUGGCAGCCCCGCGUACCACAACGGCGUCAUACGCCUUGGCGACAUCCUACAUGAGGUAGACGGGCGAGCCGUUCACCGGGCCGACAUCAAGAUCAUUUUGCACUUGAUUCCCGGCAACGAAGGAAGCAAAGUGGAGCUAGGCCUCAAGCGUAUGCUCGUGUCGAUUAUCCUCUGCGGUGCUGACUGCAACUCAGGAGGGACCUCGCAAAGUGAUCCCUUGUAUCGAAUUACCCUCGAGCGUGAGAACGCCGUCUGGGACCAAGACUAUGCUAUGUCCCCAGCUAUUACGCCGGAUGAAAUCAGAGCCGCGAAGCCAUGGCAAGAGGUCACUCCAAAUCAGAGCCCCAAACACCGGGCCGAGGAGCUGGCAUUGCAAGCGAGGCAGGAGGUUGUUCUGGUACACUCGUCAACCAUCUGA
This is a messenger RNA of Guillardia theta CCMP2712, 1245 nucleotides long. RefSeq lists its product as hypothetical. Lineage: Eukaryota; Cryptophyceae; Pyrenomonadales; Geminigeraceae. Bases 1 to 1245 code for a protein of 414 amino acids. The transcript has 5 exons. The record is from RefSeq and is a predicted model, not a curated record. Gene Ontology annotation, cellular component: membrane. Gene Ontology annotation, molecular function: protein binding.